Molecule: messenger RNA, 1530 nt
Organism: Wasmannia auropunctata (little fire ant)
Lineage: Eukaryota; Metazoa; Arthropoda; Insecta; Hymenoptera; Formicidae
Gene: U3-55K
Product: U3 small nucleolar RNA-interacting protein 2
Exons: 8
Coding region: 110-1513 (467 amino acids)
Biological process (GO): intein-mediated protein splicing
Cellular component (GO): small-subunit processome
Molecular function (GO): protein binding; snoRNA binding
Source: RefSeq, a predicted model, not a curated record
GACUGACGAGGGCAUUUUGAGGUUACAUUACAGGCAAACAACAAUCGUUCGUGACGCACGUGGUUUAGAAAGCUACUAAUUUACAACGAUUGUUUUCCGCUAUAUUGUGAUGUCGUUUUUUAUAAGAAGUGGCGGUCGAGGAGGUGCACAGAAGCGUAAACUUAAUGGCCACUUUAGCAAGAAAUCUACUGCUCAGUCUACGUCAAAACAAUCAAAGAAAUCAAAGAAAUCCAAAUUCAAUGACAAUGAGAGUAUUGCCAGUACGGAUGAAGAACUCGCAGAAGAAAAUUUAGGAAAUGAAGCACAAAAUGAAACUGAGGAAGAGGAGGAAACUGCACAAGAAAAACGUUUGAGGCUUGCUAAGAAAUAUCUUCAAGAAAUUGAAGAAGAAGAAAAAGAUAGAGCAGAAUUUGAAGAAGGUGCGGUCGCAAGGAGAUUACGCGAGGAAUAUUUGGAGGAGAAGGGCAGAUUGAGGAAAACUGUAGCGAUAAAUUAUGUUGGCCAUAAUGACCUUAUAACAUUGAGAUGUAAAGAACAUAAAUCGUCUAUUACCUGUAUUUGUCUUUCUAGCGAUGGCAAUGUGUUGUAUUCGGGAUCAAAGGAUGGUAGUUUAGUUAAGUGGUCGGUAAAGGAAAAGGUCAAAUUGAAAGCCCUUAGAGGAAACAGAGGCAAGACGAAACCUGGAAUGAAAUCUAUACGAUGUUUAGCAAUUAGCACAGAUCACAAGUUUCUUGUAGUAGGAGAUGGUGGAUGUAAAGAUAUAAAAGUGUUCUCUGGCGAUACUCUCGAUCAUAUAAAGAAUCUACAGGGUCACAGAGGUCCCGUGUCCGGACUGGUAUUCCGUAAAAAUACUCACACGUUAUACUCCGCAUCCGAAGAUAGGAGUGUGAAAGUAUGGAACCUAGACGAUAUGGCUUACGUUGAGUCUUUAUUUGGGCAUCAGAACGCCAUCACGUCCAUCGACGCGCUUUCACGAGAACGCGCUAUCACGAGCGGUGGUUACGACGGGACUAUUAGGAUAUGGAAAAUAGUCGAGGAGUCGCAGUUAAUAUUUAAUGGGCCCAACGCCGGCAAUAGCAUUGACGCGGUCAAGCUCAUCAACGAAGAGAACUUCUUCAGCGGUGGAGACGACGGGCAGCUUUGCGUUUGGGGCUGUUUGAAGAAGAAGCCGCUGUGUUCGAUACCGGAGGCGCACGGAAAGGACGAAACCAACGGCCAACCGAUGUGGAUUUCAAGUAUUGCCACACUAUUAAAUACAGAUUUAGUAGCGUCAGGAUCGCGAGACGGUACGAUCAAGUUGUGGCAAUGCGGUGAGAACUUCAAAUCCUUAACUUUGCUGUUCGAAGUUAAAUUGACGGGUUUCAUAAACGCGCUCGCGUUCACUCCCGAUGGGAAUCACCUUAUUGCUGGUGUAGGUAAUGAACAUAGAAGUGGCAGUUGGUGGCGAAUACCUGAAGCGAGGAAUGCAGUUGUUGUUAUACCACUAAUGCGUAAGCAAAAGACAAAUAAAUAAAUUUUAUAGAUCAUAUA